AUGUCUCUUGAUUAUAUAACCGAUAAAAUGAGCGAUUAUGCUGAAGUUAAAUCAACUCCGGUAUUAGAAAAUAUCAAAUGGAUUAGAAUAAUGCCCAGUUUUACUUUUUCACUCACAAUUAAAUUAUAUAACAAAAAUGAUUUUACAGAUGAUUUCAGUGAUGGAUUCUUCGGAUACUACAAUCGAGAUGAAAACAACUAUUUUGUUAAAACUGCAGAUGAAAACAAUGUCUACAUGGCAUCAAAAGGUCUCAAUACAUUAUAUAUUGCUCCUAACCAAAAAGUUGUAAUAGCAUUUCCAUACAGUAACAUAAUGUUUGUCCAUUUCUCAAAGAAUGAUUUAUUUUAUGAGAAUGGUGACAAGAUUUCACAUAUGAUCAAAAAUCUUUCAGAUAAUAUAACAAUUAAACCGGAUUCAAGACCAAGACUAAUUGAAUUUUCAUUUAUUCGAUAUUAUGCCGAUUCCAGAUUGAAUGUGUUUCUUUAUAAUUUGCCCUCAAAAUACAUUUAUAUUAAAACAAAUAAGUCUGUAGAUUUGUAUAAUCAAAUGACCAUUCAUUGUGGUACUCUUACAUCAAAAAUGAGUAGAUUUCGAGUUAGGACUAGAGAUUUAUACGACAGUGAGAGAACUAAAGAAUACACAUUUGAUUAUCUUAUUCACGAAAUAAAUCCAUGGAUAUUGAUAGAAAAAUCAAAUGAGGAAAACUUGACUAUAAUCAAAGAAAGAGAUGAUCUUCCGAGAAGUUUAGUAAUAUCUGAUAUUAAUGAAUCAUCUGAUAUAAUUUAUACCACAGAUUUAUUAUAUCAUGUUAAACCAUCCAAAAAUUAUAAUUUUGACCUUGAAGCAAAUCAGCAGGUUUUAGUUAUGCAAGAUUCAUUUGGACUUAACAACAAAUCAAUGUUUGUAUUUCUUACAAAUGAGAAAUUUUAUAAUGAAAAAGGAGAAGAAUUGCCACAAUAUUUUGAAAUGACAACUGAUGCUGUAUUUAUACAAGCUCCAAAUAAAAAAGUAACUCUCUCAUUUAUGAUUCAAAACAUAACAAAUCUUGAAAAUUAUUUAAUAUUUACAUACCCUUCAGAAAAGAACAUUAUGAUUAAUUCAAAGAUAAUUAAUUAUCCUGCAACAAUUUCUAUUUUUAUUCCCAAAGAAGAUGAAACACUAUAUGAUAUUUCAGGACCAAUUUCUGAUAAAAAAUCUAUCACAGAGUAUGACUAUAAAAGAAUUGAAGUCCAUCUAAAAAGAUAUGAUUAUAUCAAAAUUUUGGGAAAGAGUAACACAAAUGACAGAAUGUCACUUUUGAUAACAAACAUCACUAGCGAUAUUUUUGAAGAAGAAAAACCAAAUGGUAUUUAUUUAGUCUAUUAUUCUUCUCUUGGUUACAACAAAAUUGAAAUACCGGAUAACGAAUUAGUCCUCAUCCAUCCUCCGCUUGGUUGUGAAAAAUAUGAUUUAAUACUGUUAUCAUCUAAUUCAUUUGUUGACGAUAAAGGAUUGACAAUCCCAGAGAAAUCAGAAAAUCGUAUGUCAUCAUUCUACGUUAAGGGAAACAGUAAUUCAAGAUCAUUUACCUUUGCAAUAAUAGACAAAAGCUACAUUGACUAUACCUUAUUCAUUUUUAACUUUGACAAAUCGUAUUUCUUUGAUGAGCAAGUAGCAGAAAUCAAUAAGACAUAUUCAAUUACCUACAUUAAUACUGCACCAAACACUCAACCGCAUAUAUUCGACUAUGGUAUUAAAGAUUCUUUUGAAACUUACUCAUAUGAAAAUAAUGGUGUUUCCACGGAGAUUUUUAACUUCACAUUAACUGAAAAAAACUUCUUUAUAAUUCAAUUAAGACAAUCUUUUGAUCGAAGCCGCUAUUCUUCACAUUACUCAAUAUCAAAUAUUAAUAACAACAAAAUCUAUUUAGACGUCACAAAAAUUAAUAUUAAUGCCAAUGCUAAUAUGGAAAAACAAGAAAUAAGACUCAACAAUGAAGCAAAUACACUUAUCCAUUUAAUAGGAGAAACAUGA
Messenger RNA from Trichomonas vaginalis G3, 2013 nucleotides. RefSeq lists its product as uncharacterized. The record is from RefSeq and is a predicted model, not a curated record. NCBI's taxonomy places the organism in Eukaryota, Parabasalia, Trichomonadida, Trichomonadidae. The transcript has a single exon. Bases 1 to 2013 code for a protein of 670 amino acids.